AUGGUAGUGACCCGCAAAGGACAAUCAACAACAACUCAACCGAUUCCUAAUCUCGAUAGCAACCCCGUCAUGACCAACCAAGAACGCUACCCGUAUGGAAUGCCUCAAACCAAACCAGAACCUGUGAUACAAGAGGUCCGGCCGAACACUAACCGAGACCAACCUGACCUCCAAGAUGACUUGCAUGCUUUACGAGAGGAAAUGGCUGCUAUCCGAAGGCAGAGAGAGGCCGACGCCAGGGAGUUGGCUGAACUGCGACGACAAAAUGCCGAGCUCCGAGGUCUUAACCAAACAAAUGUGUCGUCAACCCCUACUCUCCAAGAGGAGUCGGCAUAUCACGCCCCGACCGACCAUGUGACCCGAACUCCCGUCAGCUCAUUGAUAGCCAACAAGGCCGAUACCACCACUCACUCCCUAAGGCAUCCCUUUUCCCGAAGAAUAAUGGAGGCAACCCUGUUAGACCAUUGGAAAAGCAUGCCGAUCGAGAAGUACGACGGGUCCUCCGACCCCGAGGAACAUUUAAACGUUUUCCUGACCCAGGCAACCCUCUCCACUCAGGACGACUCGGAUUUAUGCCGAAUAUUCCCCACAUCGCUGAAAGGAAGAGCUUUGAGUUGGUUUACGAGACUGCCGAGUGCCUCCAUUGACUCGUUUGGUGAGUUGUCGUCCCAGUUCACCUUGCAGUUCGCAACGAGUAAGCCGUACAAGACGACCUCAUUAGCCUUGGCCGGGGUCCGUCAGGAAAAGAAAGAAAGCCUGAGAAACUUCAUGGACCGAUUCAACAAGAUUGCAAUGGAGAUUGGUGAUCUUAAUCCUGCCGUGGCAUUGGAUCGGCUGAGCACGGCCCUCAGGCCGGGACCAUUCGUGAACAGUUUGUGCAAAAAACCACCCGUUGAUAUGAAUGACCUCCGACGAAGAGCCGAGAAGUAUAUGCAAAUGGAGGAACUGGCGGAGACCCGAAACCAGGCCAGGGCCGAAGAGGGUUACGGCCGAAAAGAGCCAGGCCGAGAGCCCCUGAAAAAGGCGAAUGCCGAGUCCUCGAGCACUCGACCGCCGAGAGGACCACGUUACACCGCCUACACCCCCCUGAAUACGAGCAGGGUCAAGGUGAUGGAGCAGGCCCUCGCUUCCGAAAUCCUUGUGAUGCCGAAAAGGGAGAACACUCCCCCGAGAGCCGAUAAGGCGAAAACGUGCCAUUUCCACCGAAACAGAGGACACUCGACCGAAGAAUGCUCGGCAUUAAAAGACAAACUUGAGGACCUCAUCAAACAGGGCCACCUGUCAAGCUUCAUCACGGCCCAGAACCACCAGUCGAGGGGGAGUAACCGCCACCACUCACAUGAAGCACCCCCACCGAGAGACCGACGCCGUCGAUCCCGGUCAAACGAAGGGAGAGACCAGUCAAGGCAUUCUCGAGAAGACGAUGACCGACCAAGGAAGAUAAUAAAUAUGAUAGCCGGGGGCUUCGCCGGAGGAGGUUCCACCUCUUCGGCGAGGAAAAAACACCUACGGGCAAUGCGGUCGGUAAAUAGUGUGAACCAGCCAAGGAUGCCUAGGAUGCCACCCAUAACCUUUUCCAACCGAGAUUUUCGGGGGGUUGAUCCUGUUCAGGACGACCCCAUGGUGAUUUCCAUCGAAGUACACAACUGCAUUGUAAAGAAAACUUUGGUUGAUCAGGGGAGCUCGGCCGACAUAUUGUACUGGAAUACAUUUGUACAGCUCGGAAUUCUCGAGGAGAGCCUAGAGCCGUACCAUGAGCCACUGGUAGGCUUCUCAGGCGAAAGGGUGAUGACGAGAGGGUGCAUCGACCUGUACACCCGAUUCGGGUUCGAUCAAAAGCCUUCCCGAGAGAUCAAGAUCCGCUACAUCGUGGUGCACGCAAACACAUCGUAUAACAUCCUACUAGGUCGACCCUCCAUUAACGCCCUCGGGGCGAUUCUCUCGACCCCCCACUUGUGCAUGAAGUUUUCGUCGAGAGAUGGACAAGUGAUAACCGUACAUGUUGAUCAAAAAAUGACACGAGAAUGCUAUCUCUCCAGUCUUAAGGUACAGCCAAUGACCGACUCCCCGAGGACGAAAGGGGUGAAAGUAGUAGGGCAGCAGACGACGGAAGACAUCGAACUCGAUCCUCGGUUAGGCGAAGACGAACGAAUCGAGCCCACCGAGGACCUCAGGCCUUUUCAGCUAGGCAAAACACCCGAACAAAUCACAAAUAUGGGAUCUCAGUUGAGCGAAGCCGACUCAAGACGAAUCAAGGGCGUUGUGAGGGAUAACCGAGACCUAUUCGCAUGGAGGGCAUCAGAUAUGCCGGGGAUAGACCCCAAGUUCUUAUGCCACCGGUUAGCCGUAUGCCGAGACGCGCGACCCGUCGUGUAA
Messenger RNA from Cajanus cajan (pigeon pea), 2376 nucleotides. RefSeq lists its product as uncharacterized. The record is from RefSeq and is a predicted model, not a curated record. Lineage: Eukaryota; Viridiplantae; Streptophyta; Magnoliopsida; Fabales; Fabaceae.